Molecule: messenger RNA, 1056 nt
Organism: Epinephelus fuscoguttatus (brown-marbled grouper)
Lineage: Eukaryota; Metazoa; Chordata; Actinopteri; Perciformes; Serranidae
Product: transmembrane protein 121-like
Exons: 1
Coding region: 1-1056 (351 amino acids)
Source: RefSeq, a predicted model, not a curated record
AUGGUUACCCCACGACCUGCUGCUAACAGACCCCACGUUCUCCUGACGGUGGUCCUCAUCAUGACCAGCCUGGCGCUGAUGGAUGUUUACCUGGUGAAGCAGAACCCGGGGCCCAGGAGGAUUGGCGUGUGCGUCACCGUGCUGGCAGGUGACGCGUGUUUCCUCAUCGUGCUGCGAUACGUCGCCAUCUGGGCCAGUUCGGAGGUGCACACGGCCAGGCGAGGCUACGCAAUGAUCCUCUGGUUCUUCUACAUCUUCAUCCUGGAGAUCAAGGUCUACUUUGUGUAUCAGAACUACAAGUCUCAGGAUGUGAGCGUAGAUGCCGAGGUGAUGGAAGUAGGCGUGUCCAGGAGGGCGCUCACACUGCUGCUGUCUGUCUGCGUGCCCAUCGUGUUCGUAACCCUGGCGGCCAUAGAUCAUCUGGAGUAUUUACGGCCGUAUAAGAAGAGAGAGGAGAUACGGAGUCGUCUGUUCUGGGUGGUGGUGGACCUGCUGGACGUGGUGGAUGUCCAGGCCAACCUGUGGGAGCUCCAGAGGGAGGGGCUCCCCCUGUGGGUGGAGGGACUGACAUUCUUCUACUGCUACAUCCUCCUGCUGGUGCUGCCCUGCGUCUCCCUGAGCGAGAUCAGCUUGCAGGGCAUCAACAUCGUUCCACACAAGAUGAUGCUCUACCCCAUCCUCAGUCUGGCCACCAUCAACGUCAUCACCCUCCUGAUUCGCGGGGGAAACCUGCUGAUCUACGGUGACACCCAAGUGUCGGCCAUCAUGAUGGGGAAGAACGUGAUCGCCAUCGUUGUGAAGAGCUGCAGUCUGGUGCAGUACAGGAAACAUCAGCCGGCUUCUCCCCCCGCAGAUCGAGGAGCCGAGAUGCACAAGAACUCUCUGGGAGAUGUUGAGAUAUCCAACACUCAGCAGGUGGUGCUGCCCAGAGUCAUCAUCGAGGACUUCACCACCAUACCGGAAGAGGAGGAGGAGGAGGUGACAGGUGUCAGCAAACAUGAGGACGAGAUGAAGGCAGAAGAGAACCAAACAACCCUCCACAACAGACCUGUUUGA